GUUCUUAAACAAGGAGUGGUUGGUACAAUGGGUUCCAAGAAGAAGAAUAAAAUCCAGACAGGAAAGGAACAACCGUUCCAACCAUACAACUGUAGUGUGACUGCCCGAAACCUACCUAAGAGCGAAUUGGGAGCUGUUAUAUUUGGGUGUAAAGCCCAUACCAUCGAGGAAUGCCUUUCGAAGCUGAUCUUUGGUUUACCAUUUGGACAUUUUGCAUAUGUCAAGAAGAUUAGUCCCGGCCUUCCACUGUUUCUGUUCAACUACAGUGAUCGGAAGCUUCUUGGUACAUUUGAGGCUUCUAGUCCUGGAAAACUUAAUAUUGACGCAUAUGCAUGGACUAACGGCAAUGGCUAUGAAACAGAAUUUCCUGCUCAGGUGAAAAUAAAAGCGUUCAAUAGGUGCUACACUCUGAAAGAAAGCCAAUUUAGCUCCAUCAUCCCUGAUAACUACUAUGAUCCAGAUCAACCAAAUUUUUUUUGGUUUGAAAUGGAUCAUUCUCAGACAGCUAAGAUGGUUGGGUUGUUUGCAUCUUCAGGUGUGCCGUAUUCCGGUCGUCAUUAUGCUCAUCAGAACCCCACUAAGGAAACUCGUAGCUAUAUCCCACAAAACAAAUGCAAUCCUAGUGUGCCUAAUGAUUGUGUUGAACAGCACUCUGCAUCUACAAGUUAUGCUGUGCAAAGUAAUGCCCGUGCUUCCUCCGAACAGAGAUCUUGGAGGUCACUUUUUAACAACACAACUUCUGAUACAAUCAACAAAUUUGAAGUUUUGAAGAUUGCAUCAUCACGUCCAACUUCACCCUUAUCAGAGCAGUAUAAUGGGGAAUGGGAGUCUUGCACUUCACCUUCAAUUACCAGAAGUGAAGAUCAUGAGUGUUGUCCUGAGGAGAUCGUCGAAGAUGCAGAUAUUCAGCCACAAUACGUGGCUCCUGGAAUCUGUCAUGGGGAAUGGGAUGCUGAGGUUGAAAGAGAUACAGAAAAUAUUCAACCAUUUGUUGAGUCCGCUGAAUACUCUAUCCAACCACAGUACGAGGCUCCUGGAAUCUAUCAUGGGGAAUGGGAUGCUGAGGUUGAAAGAGAUACAGAAAAUAUUCAACCAUUUGUUGAGUCCCCUGAAUACUCUGUUGAUGGAAGUACUUCAAUGGAAUUAAACAAUAUUUGUGUGGCAGAGGAGGAAGAAGGAAAUGAAGAUGAUAGAAAUCAACAAUUUGUUGAGGCUCCUGCAUAUUCAGCAGAUAGAAAUUCUUCAAUGGAUCAACUUCUUAUCUCACAAGGGUCUUCUGAUAUUCUGUCAAUGUUGAUGGAAGAGGUUGCAGAACUGAAGGAAAGGCAAAUGAAACAAGAAGAAAAAAUUUGGACUCUCGAAAAAGAACUGGCUCAGUCAAGAGAGGUAGUUCAGAAGUUACAAAGUCAACACCGUGCAUUGGAAGCUCCCCCAUUGCCUUCAAGCCAACAGUUUGAAGGAUUUUACCGUGGAACACUAAACCCCUCUACUAAGAGGGGUGAUUGUGUGCUCGUAGUUGGAGGAUUUGAUGGUUUGAAUUGGCUGCCUAAUAUAAGUUCCUACAUGCCUUUGCAUGACUGCAUGGAAUAUCUUACGGCAAUGACAUUUCCACGGUCAUAUUGUUCUGUAGCAGUUUUGAAUAGUGAGGUUUAUCUACUUGGUGGCAUGCAUGGAGAGGUUUGGUAUGACACAGUUGAAGCAUAUAAUCCAAAGACAAAUGAAUGGUCCAAACGACCCUCAUUAAAUCGUGAGAAGGGAAGCCUGGCUGGAGCGUCUUUGUACAGCAAAAUUUUUGCAGUGGGUGGGAGAAAUGGGAUGGAAUGUUAUUCAGAGGUGGAAAUGCUAGACUUGAACACAGGAAAGUGGAUGUACUCUACAUCAAUGCUGGAAAAGCGGUUUUCAACAGCAGCAGCAGAAGUGAAGGGUGCUCUCUACGUGGUAGGGGGCUAUGAUGGAAAUGCUUAUUUAAAAUCUGCUGAAAGGUUUGAUCCAAGAGAGCAUACUUGGAGAAAAGUAGGUGACAUGAAAACAAAGAGAGGAUGCCACUCUUUGGUUGCAUUCGAUGAAAAGUUAUAUGCUCUAGGUGGCUACGAUGGAGACAGAUAUGUACCAAGUGUUGAGGUUUUUGAACCCCGUGUUGGUUCUUGGACGAUGGCGCAUCCAAUGAAUGAUUCUAGGGGUAAUUUUGGAGCCGUUGUCAUUGGCGGGAAGAUAUGUGCACUAGGAGGGAUCACGAACGGUGGAGGAACAUUAGACACGGUGGAAUUUUACGAUGGCUACAGAUGGAAUCCCAGCAACCUCAAAGGGCUUGGGAAGAGGUGCCUUUUCUCUUCCGUGAUGCUGUGAGAUUAGUGCAGCGUUUGGUUCCAAGAAUGAUGGGUAUUUUGCAAAUGCUACUUAAUUAGUGUGUUUUUAUCAUUGCAUGGUAAUGAAACUAGCAUCAUAUG
Molecule: messenger RNA, 2447 nt
Organism: Cuscuta campestris
Lineage: Eukaryota; Viridiplantae; Streptophyta; Magnoliopsida; Solanales; Convolvulaceae
Source: the annotation of a GenBank genome assembly